AUGUCUGAUAUUGAUGAUACUACAGAUGCUAACCAGCAACUCUCUGCUACUUCUCCGCACAACGCAAACUCGGUAACCACUGACUCCACCGAUAACCAAGUCAGUUCCACAAUUACCAAUUCAAACUCCGCUGUCACAGAUCCAACAAGUGAUUCUGUAAAUACUCCAGGAAAUCAAGAUGUCGUAGCAACUGCAGGGAACUCCACUGCAGGGAACUCAGUCGAUACCCCAGGUUCAGGUUCUGCUACUGAUGGUCCUAAAGAAAGAAGAAAAAUAGAAAUUAAAUUCAUUGAAAAUAAAACAAGACGUCAUGUCACAUUCUCCAAGAGAAAACAUGGUAUCAUGAAAAAGGCUUUUGAGUUAUCUGUACUAACAGGUACUCAAGUCUUAUUAUUGGUCGUUUCAGAAACUGGGUUGGUCUACACUUUUUCCACUCCAAAAUUCGAACCAAUUGUUACACAACAAGAAGGUAGAAAUUUAAUUCAAGCUUGUUUAAAUGCUCCAGAUGAUGAUGAUGACGAUGAUGGUAAUAAUAAUAAUGACGGUGAACAACAGAAUGUCAUCCAAGCUAAUGAACAAGCUCAAAUGGGUCAAAUAACAAACGGAAUGACUCAACAACAACAAUUGGCCACUCUUCAACAACAACAGCAACAACAACAGCAACCGCAACAACAGCAAAUGCAACAUCCUGCCAUGGGUAUGAACCCUCAACAAGGUCAACAAGGUCAACAAGGCCAAAUACCAACCUCUGUAGGUGAACAUUUACAAAAUCAAUUACAAAAGACUGCGGAUAAUGGUAUAAAGCAAGAAUUACAAAAACCAAUGGAUCAAAACCAAAUGGUUGGAAUAAUACCUAACCAUAAUCAAAACGUUCAAGUUCAAAACGCUCAAGGUAAUCCACAUCUGAUACCAUUACAGAAUGGUGCCGCCAUGCAACAGCAUAUGGCUCAACAACAAGGUAAUCCAAUGCAACAACAACCACAGCAACAACAACAACCACAACAACCUAUUGGUGGUAUGAUGACUAAUGAACAAUUACAUGCUCAACAACAAGCUCAAGCACAACACGCACAAGCCCAACAAGCUCAAGCUCAACAACAAUCUCAUCAACAAAUGAUGCAAGGCCAUCCUGAGAUGCAGGGUAAUCCAAAUCAACAACAAAACUUCCAAAACUUAGCCAAUCAAUACUUAAGUUCAGAUCAAAAUGCUGUUUAUCAACAGUAUUUCCAAGAAUCUCAACAAGGUCAAUAUUAA
Molecule: messenger RNA, 1254 nt
Organism: Henningerozyma blattae CBS 6284
Lineage: Eukaryota; Fungi; Ascomycota; Saccharomycetes; Saccharomycetales; Saccharomycetaceae
Product: MADS-box domain-containing protein
Exons: 1
Coding region: 1-1254 (417 amino acids)
Biological process (GO): positive regulation of transcription by RNA polymerase II
Molecular function (GO): RNA polymerase II cis-regulatory region sequence-specific DNA binding; DNA-binding transcription factor activity, RNA polymerase II-specific; protein dimerization activity
Source: RefSeq, a predicted model, not a curated record